Molecule: messenger RNA, 2357 nt
Organism: Diorhabda carinulata
Lineage: Eukaryota; Metazoa; Arthropoda; Insecta; Coleoptera; Chrysomelidae
Gene: Blos1
Product: biogenesis of lysosome-related organelles complex 1 subunit 1
Exons: 1
Coding region: 94-474 (126 amino acids)
Biological process (GO): endosomal transport
Cellular component (GO): BLOC-1 complex
Source: RefSeq, a predicted model, not a curated record
AGACACUGACUUACAAGUCAAAAUUUGACAAAUGACAUUUUUGUAAUUAAAUAUUUUUGGUUCAAAAAAUUUUAACAGCAUAUUUCUAAAGAAAUGUUGACUUCAAUGGUAAAAGAGCAUCAAACUAAACAAGUAGUGAAAAAAGAAUUGCAAGAAGUAAAAAGAAAGGAAGCCUGUGCAGCAGCUAGUGAUUUAACACAAGCUCUCGUAGAUCAUUUGAAUGUUGGGGUGGCUCAAGCUUAUUUAAAUCAGAAAAAAUUAGAUGCGGAAGCAAAACAAUUACACUUAAGUGCAACAAAUUUUUCAAAACAAACACAACAGUGGUUGAACUUAGUUGAACAAUUUAGUGGUGCUCUUAAAGAACUAGGUGAUGUGGAAAAUUGGGCAAAAACAAUAGAAGGUGAUGUGCGUACUAUUACAACAGCUUUAGAAAUAGUAUAUCAAAGCUCACAAGAUAGCAGUAGUUCAAGUUAAAAUGAAAGAAUUAAAUUUAUAUUUUAGUUAUGUUAUAUAAAUAGUUUUCAUGUAUUGCAAUGUAAACAAUAAUAUUUGUCAAAAGCUUAUAGUCAUCUCAACUAUUCCAUGAAUAUUACAUAUUAUGUACAAAGUUAUAGACUAUAGCUAAAAUGAGAACCAUAUUUGUGCAAACACCUUAUAUUUAAUAAAUAACAUCAUUAUUUUUUUUUGUUAAAAAGCAUUUAUAAAAUCUUUUGAAUCAGUAUUAGUGUUUCAUACUUCAUGGAAUUGAAAAUAAAUAACUGGUUUUAUGAGUUAUACAAUUAUUUUAUUAACUAACAUGUAAAGGUAGAUUUUCAAGAGUGGGUGUGAAUAGAGAUAGAUUUAAUGCUUUGCAGAGAAGUGAAGGCUUUAGUGUAUAUCUAUUCGAGAAAUAGUAUUAUAUUUCUAAAAUUGCCUCUCUAUGUUCUCUUAUGUUCAAUAUGGGGCAAUUACAAUGUUAAGUGAAUAAAAGUCACUUUAUUUUGUUUUAUUUGAUUUUCUAUUUGACCAACAAGGUCAUUAGAGAUGAGAUAGUAAAUAUUUCUUAAUACAAUAAUAAUACAUAUUAUUUAACAGAAUAAUGAAGAGAAAGGACAAGGAAAUAAGCUUUUCAGAACAACACUCAUAUUUAGAAAUACAUAUGUGUUUGUCAUAUCUUGUGUAACAUAUUUGCGUUUUUUGAUUUUUCAGAAAACCAAUACAUAUUUUAGUACCUUUUGACACACUUCACUCUUUGUUUCUUCAGCUGAGAUGGUAUGGGUGUUCUAGAUGUUUGUGUCCAACCUUUUUUUCAGCUGUUCGAAGUCAUCAGUUUCUUCAAGACGUAUCGUCUGGAGUACAUUUAAGGCAUCUUCUCACAGCACAAUAGUCAAGUUCACUGCCUUUUCUCUAUUGAAACAAUUAUUCACUCUAGUGGCUGCCUCAAACGGUUUAACGUAAUUGGUCCAAAAUGUCUUGCUGUCAAACGUUGGAGCCUUGAUUCAUGUAAAAUUGUCGUUGUCUUAAGUAAUGUUUCUGUAUUGCAGGAUUUCAUUUGUUCCAUCUUCUAUCGGUCUAUUAUAAUCUCUUCUGUUCUCGACUUCGCAAUCUUUCUUUCUAACUCCUCGAUGUUAUUGUCAAUCAUUGUCUUUUUAUUUUCCAUUUGAUUGUAUCUUCUCAUUCAUUGUUGUCAUCUUAUUCUCUAUACCAGUUUGUAUCUUCUCAUUUAUCGUGGUCAUCUUAUUCUAGAUAUCCAAUUUUAGGAAUGACAUCUUAUUUUCCCUGUAAACGGCUAUGUCAGUUUUCAAUGACAAAAUAUCCGCAGAAAUAACAUUCCUAAGAUUCGACAUACCGUCUUUCCCGGUAGAAAUCUUCUCAUAUUGGCCGAAAUAUCAUUCUUCAUAAUUAAAUAUUGUUCUUCACGUUCGAAAUUGACAAGAUCAAUGAGGAAGCCUCGUCUUUGAAUAAAAAUGUUUUUGGAUCAAAGCCUUCAUAUAUCAGUGCCACUUUGAGUAUUAAUACUAAUUCACUCUUCUCACCGAGCGUUUCCAUCUCGCGAUUCUCCAUUUCGUCUUUCAGUUUCGUAACUUUCAGGUCACCAAGACUCUUAGCCGUGUUUGUUCUGACACUUUAAUGUUUUAAUUAUUUAUACACUAUUUCUAUCGGUGGGAUUAAUUUAUAAACACUGUCUUUUAAACACUUUACUUAACUAACUCAUAUGUUGAUUAACUUAUUACUUAUACUCAACUAACUUACAUAGUUUUUAAAUUCUCCACUUACUUUUCGAUUUGGUUCCGUUCAUUACAAUAAUUCAUUAUAAACUAAUUGCGCUAAACAAACUCGUUUAUAUAUCCAAAACAAAAUUCUAGAAAAUAAACAAA